GAAAUUUACAACGCAUUCAAGCAUUCAGAAAAGUAAACGAAAAUCACUGAUAAAAAAUAUCCGGCAUCUAUACGUAUCCUCCGCGGCCAAGCUAUAACUGGAGGAAAAAAGGUCUGCAAACGUUAACGUCCUUUGUGUCUGGAUAGAACAUUUUGUUGUGAUCUUGGUGCGUUGGAUAAAACGUGAGCACAAUGGCCUCGGAUGGAAGAGCAAGCUGGGGCAACCAGAUCGAGUUCAUACUGACGCUGGUUGGGUUGGCAGUCGGUCUGGGCAAUGUCUGGAGGUUCCCUUACCUCGUCUUCCGAAAUGGCGGAGGUGCGUUCCUGAUCCCUUACUUCCUGAGCCUAUUCAUCCUGGGUAUCCCGCUGUUCUUUAUGGAGCUGAGCUUCGGUCAGUUUGCCAGUCUGGGGCCCGUCAAAAUAUGGGCCAUCAACCCCGCCAUGAAAGGGCUGGGCUUCUCCAUGGUGCUCGUGUCCGCGUUCAUCGCUCUCUACUAUAACGUGAUCAUCUCCGUCUGCGUCUACUACUUCUUCGCGAGCAUGACCAGCAAGCUGCCGUGGAGCACGUGCGAGGACUUUACCUGGGCAUCGUGCUACUGCCGGGACUCCACCAUGAACAACUCCGACCCGGACCCUUGGAACUCCACAAGGAUGGAAUGCGUGAGGCAAUUCAACGCAACGCCGUUUGAGCGUGACAAAGUCACCAGCCCGAGCGAGGACUAUUUCAACCGCCGGGUCCUGCAUCUAUCGUCGAAUUUAGCAGACAGCGGAACUGUACGAUGGGACUUGGCCUUGUGCUUACUGCUGGCUUGGACUCUUGUGUUCCUCGUGCUGACUAAGGGAAUCAAAUCUUUAGGAAAGGUUGUGUACUUUACGGCUAUCUUCCCGUAUAUCAUUCUGACAAUCCUACUUAUUCGAGCGGUCACUCUGGAAGGGCACAGGGAAGGCGUAGACUUCUACCUAAAUCCCGACAUUGAAAAGCUCGGAAGUGCUGCGGCUUGGUCCGAUGCAGCUGUCCAGAUUUUCUAUUCAUUGAGUGUCGGCCAGGGAGGCCUGAUUGCUAUGGCCAGCUACAACCAGUUCAACAACAAUGUCUUACGUGACGCCCUCUUGGUGCCGAUCAUCGACGCUGGGACGUGCUUCUUUGCUGGCUUCGUCAUCUUCUCUACACUGGGCUUCAUGGCGCACAACAAGGGCGUCUCGGUGGCCAAUGUGGCGGUGGGAGGUCCUGGCCUUGCAUUUAUUGCGUACCCAGAAGCUAUUGCCCAGAUGCCUGUUGCUCCUCUGUGGUCCAUUUUGUUUUUCCUGAUGAUGAUGACGCUGGGGUUCAGUUCUCAGUUCUCAAUAGUGGAGACCGUGCUCACUGGUUUGACCGACGAAUUCCCGAUCCUCAGCAAGUCCAAGAAGCACGCUCUCAUCUUCCGAGGCUCCUGCUGUGUAUUAGGCUUCCUCCUUGGGCUGCCUAUGGUUUCUGAGGCGGGUUUCCAUAUGCUGGACAUCGUCGACAACGCUACUGGUGGCUUCCCAUUGUUGUUCGUGGGACUGAUCGAAGUCAUCUGCAUCAUCUUUGUAUACGGUUACCAAAGAUUCCGUCGUGAUAUCGAGAUGAUGAUUGGAGCUACGAAGUUCACUCGCUACAUGUUCUACUACUUUGCCCCAAUGUGGAUUGUAUUUACUCCAUUGGGAUUGUUGGCAGUGAUCAUAUUCCGUUGCAUUCAGUACGAGCCCCUAUCGGUCACUACUCCAGACAUAUUUCCCGCCUGGGCUGACGCCAUUUGGUGGCUGAUCGUCAUCGCAUGCUUCAUCGCCAUCCCGGCUCUGUUCUUCGUGAAGUUUUGUAAAAAUGGCGGAAAUGUGGUUCUUCACAAAGUAACAAGCCCCUCCGCUGCAUGGCGCCCGCAGUUGUCUGCCAAUUGCACGGGAGACUACAGCAAAUUUGCUGCUGUCAAAUCAAAAAAAGAACAAUCACCGGAAAAAGAGACAGAAUUUGACAUUCAUGACAUCGUCGCCAUGCCUACACUCGAGGCUCACCUAACUGCAACUGCUCGCGAGGAAAGCGAGAUGACCAAUGGUACCGUUCUGGAAACCUAUGAUGCAUCCGGGCUUGGCUACGACAACAUGGGCUAUCACCGUGGUUACGAUGUCUCGGAGUAUAAGGCGCAUAAUGCGGGAUUCAAUCAGGGCAAUGACAAGGAAGAGGGCACGAGCGAAAGCUCUGCACGGGUGCAUCACCCGGUAGCGACUAAACUUUGAAUGAUGAAAGGUUGUGCUCAUGCAGCUUCAAUACACCCAAAUAAUUGAUGCUGGCUAAAGUUGAUACCAAGUUUAACUAAACACUGUCUUUUUAAUUCCCGAGUUAAAGCAUUAUGUCCACAAGGCAUUGUUUCAUUCAAGUGUUAUGUUUAACAAAGAUGCUUUACUGUUAAUAAUCACCAAACUCACAUUAUUCGUAUUUUGAACAGUUAAAUAUAAUUAAUACAAAAACGUAGAAAUAGUUGGUGUUGAAUAGUUAGAUGAAAAUUUAGUGUAUUGUAAGAUACAUAAUCAUAGUAAAACCAUUUUAAAGUGUACGUUUAUAUGUUUGGGUAUUAAAUAUUCACAUUAAAAUUUGUCAUACAACAGAUCAAUUGAAACUGUAAAAUAAUGGUGUAAAACACUUAAAUUUGAAGUUAAAAAUGAUAUGAUUUAAUAAGGCCAUUUGUUCGUUGAAUCCAGCACAUUAUAACUGCCCUCAUGAAUUGCAAUAAACAAAUAUUCCGUUGCAA
Molecule: messenger RNA, 2764 nt
Organism: Dreissena polymorpha
Lineage: Eukaryota; Metazoa; Mollusca; Bivalvia; Myida; Dreissenidae
Product: sodium- and chloride-dependent glycine transporter 1-like
Exons: 17
Coding region: 192-2252 (686 amino acids)
Biological process (GO): sodium ion transmembrane transport
Cellular component (GO): membrane
Source: RefSeq, a predicted model, not a curated record